CCAGGUACCACCAUGCUAGCAGGGUACAAAGAUCAAGACAAGCAUUCUUCACAUGUGUCUUGAAAAGCAUGUUUUAUAUCCAAAGAAAAGCUUGAAAUGUGUCAUUUAAACAGGCUGAGUACGAACAUUCAGAACUUUUGCUAACAGGCUAACAUUAAGGCUACAGUUUAGCAUGUCCUCCGUCAACAUGCCGCAGAAGUAAACUCGGUCAGGACACAGUUAGUGCAGGAUGUUUGCGUGUAAAGGUCUCAUUCACCUCGUAAAGCACAGGAACCUGCUGUGGACACUUCGAAGAAAUGUCAACACCUGGUCACCUGUUGGAGCUGCUUUUAAUACCAAACCCCACAGGAGCCUGGAGCUUUUUGAGAAAAACGUGGGGUUGUUUGGAGUCCCUGAACUCACCUGUCCUGCAGGUUUCCAGGUAGCAACAAGGGCAGCCCUGCAGAGCACAGAGCACCUGCUGGAGAGAGCUUGUUCUUCCCCUCCAGGUGUGGAGACUGUCCAGUGUUUUGACCAGCUCUCUGAUGGUCUGUGUAAAGUAGCUGAUCUGGCUGACUUUAUUAAAGUGGCUCAUCCAGACCCAGAGUACCGCGAGGCUGCAGAGAAGGCCUGCAUAGAGAUUGGCACCGUUGUGGAGAAACUGAACACCAAUGUUGAAUUGUGCAGAAGCCUGAAGAAUUUGCUGGACAACCCAAAGGCUGUGGCUCAGCUGGACCCUGACACAAGGCGAGUGGCAGAGUUGUUCAUGUUCGACUUUGAGAUCAGUGGAAUUCAUCUGGAUGACAAACUGAGGAAAGAGGCUGUUGGCCUUCAUGUAAAGCUGCUGGACCUGAACAACGAGUUCCUGAUUGGCUCCCACAUGCCAAACAGAAUCUCAAAGUCUGUGAUUCCCAACCAUCUACACGUGCACUUUGCAAGUGAGGGAAGCUUCUUUCAAGUCGGGGGACUACAUGCAGAUUCCCCUGAUGAUCUGCUUCGUGAGAUUGCAUACAGGAUUUACCUCUAUCCUAAUGCAGAUCUGAUGGAGUGCCUAGAGGAGCUGCUGAAAUGCAGAUACAAACUAGCCAAACUAGUGGGCUACGAGUCGUACGGACACAGGGCUCUAAAGGGAACCAUGGCCAAAACACCAGAGACAGUGAUGAGCUUCCUGCAGCUGUUAACAGACAAGCUGUCGCAUCGAACAGCAAAAGAUUUUCAGAUGAUGAAAGACAUGAAGAAAAAACUCAACCCUCGUAAUUCAGAGCUCAUGCCCUGGGAUCAUCCAUUCCUCAGUGGUGUCUUGCGUGCUGAAAGGUACAACAUAGAGCCCAGUUUGUACAGUCCCUACUUGUCUCUCGGCGCAUGUAUGGAAGGUUUGAACAACGUUUUCUCUCAGCUGUACGGUGUCUCCCUCAUGUCUGAGCAUCCAGGAGCUGGAGAAGUGUGGAGCGAAGAUGUUCGCAAACUGGCUGUGGUGCACGACACGGAUGGAUUAUUGGGAUAUAUCUACUGUGACUUUUUCCACCGGCAAGAUAAACCUCAUCAGGACUGUCACUUCACCAUUCGUGGUGGUUGCUGGUCUCAGGAGACGGGCCAGUACCAGUUGCCCGUCGUGGUGCUGAUGCUUAGCCUGCCUCACCCCACAAAGAGCGCCCCCACCCUGCUCACUCCAGGCAUGAUGGAAAACCUAUUCCAUGAAAUGGGACACGCCAUGCACUCCAUGCUGGGACGUACUCACUACCAGCAUGUGACAGGAACCAGAUGUGCAACUGAUUUUGCUGAAGUCCCCUCCAUCCUCAUGGAGUACUUCGCCACAGACUACCGAGUCAUUAGCCAGUUUGCUCGUCAUUAUGAAAGUGGAAAGCCAAUGCCUGAGAGUAUGGUGGCUCGUCUAUGUGAGUCCAAGAAGGUGUGUGGAGCAGCAGACACCCAGCUCCAGAUUUUCUACGCUGUCUUGGACCAGAUUUACCACAGUAAACCGCAAAAACGCUCCACCACAGAGAUCCUGAAGGAAAUGCAGGAGAAAUUUUACGGCUUGCCUUACACGCCCAAUACGGCAUGGCAGCUGAGAUUCAGCCAUCUGAUCGGCUACGGGGCCAAGUACUACUCAUACCUCAUGUCUCGGGCUGUAGCCUACAUGGUGUGGAAACAGUGCUUCCUUCAAAAUCCUUUAAACAGGGACAUGGGUGAGCGUUACCGCCGGGAAAUGUUGGCCCAUGGAGGAGCCAAAGAGCCCAUGCUGAUGGUGGAAGGUAUGCUGCAGAGACGGCCUACCCUAGAGGACUUUGUGGACGCCCUGGUGUCAGAGCUCAACCCAAACUUUGAAACUUUCCUCAUGGAUUCUGAGAACUAAAGAAUUAUCAUCUCUACACUGUAUCAGUAAAUUAAUUCACCUUUCUGUAAUCCUUUUUUGACUUGUCUAAUUUACU
This is a messenger RNA of Nematolebias whitei (Rio pearlfish), 2408 nucleotides long. RefSeq names its product mitochondrial intermediate peptidase a (gene mipepa). Gene Ontology annotation, biological process: peptide metabolic process. Gene Ontology annotation, cellular component: mitochondrion. Gene Ontology annotation, molecular function: metalloendopeptidase activity. The transcript is spliced from 19 exons. Bases 230 to 2332 code for a protein of 700 amino acids. Lineage: Eukaryota; Metazoa; Chordata; Actinopteri; Cyprinodontiformes; Rivulidae. The record is from RefSeq and is a predicted model, not a curated record.